Molecule: messenger RNA, 4737 nt
Organism: Cyprinus carpio (common carp)
Lineage: Eukaryota; Metazoa; Chordata; Actinopteri; Cypriniformes; Cyprinidae
Product: cadherin-5-like
Biological process (GO): homophilic cell-cell adhesion; cell morphogenesis; multicellular organism development
Cellular component (GO): adherens junction; bicellular tight junction; plasma membrane
Molecular function (GO): cadherin binding; calcium ion binding
Source: RefSeq, a predicted model, not a curated record
AUGCUCCGCUUGCCUCUCAGAGCUACUGGUGGUCUGGGGGCUGCGAAUCUUAUCUGAUUUUCCAGAGAGGGGUUUGGAGCUGGACGAAGAGGCAGGGACAAUAACAGGAAGCAGCCAGAGGAACUGCUGGGCAGGGCAGAUCACUUUUGCCACUGGAGUGGCCUGAUUGUCCAGUGAGCAGCUCUGCGGGAGCUCAGACAGGUUCACAUGCAGCUGGAAACAGACACCACUGACCUGAGACUGAAGAGGAUAUAAUACGACUCAUUUACUGAAGGGAUUUUGGAAUCAAGGAAGACUGUUGAAGGGACCAAAACUCUGAUGAUGAAACCGACUGCCUGCAGGCAGAUGACUGAGUCUGGCUUCUGGGCAGGUGUCCUGGUUGUUUUAUGUACCCUCAGCGUGGGAGCUGAUGUCCACCAAGCUCUGAAAAUGCCAUCCAUGCCGAGCAGAGUGCUUCAAAGACAUAAGAGAGCCUGGAAAUGGGAUAAACUUUAUGUUAAUGAGGAAAUGCCUCCAAAAAACCCACCUGAAAAAAUUGGAAAGCUAGAUAAUACAUUUUUCGAUGCAUCUGCAAGAUAUAUUCUCUCAGGAGAAGGUGCUAAUAACAUUUUUACUGUAAAUGACAAUGGGGAUAUCAUGGUCAAUGCAAAGUUGGACCGGGAGAAGAAAAGUGUCUACAAUCUGUCAGCUUCACUCAUCCACAAUACAAACAAAAAACAGCUUGACGAAGAUGAGACAUUUAUAAUAGUGGUCAUGGAUAUUAAUGACAAUAGCCCUGUGUUUCCACCUGACAUCUCUGGAUCCAUCAGUGAAUCUUCUAAUGCAGGAUCUAUAGUAAUGACAGUUACAGCAACUGAUGCUGAUGAUCGCAGCACUCAGAAUGGAAUGAUUGGGUACAAACUUCUAAAUGGGACAGAUCUCUUCACCAUCAACAAUGAAGGAAAAAUCAGAACAUUGACAAGCAGUCUUAACCGAGAGAAACAGAGUCAGUAUCUAAUUGCUAUACAAGCCAAAGACAUGCCAGACGUUAGUAAUACUGGGAAUUCUGCUACUACUAUUGUGACUAUCAACAUUAAUGAUGUAAAUGACAACAUGGCCACCUUCAAAAAAGGAGAAUACCAAUUUGAUAUAAAAGAAGACAGCAAACCCGGAUAUGAAAUUGGCAAAUUAGAAGUGGAGGACAAAGAUGAGAUACAAAACAAAGAUCCAUCUUUUACUAUACAACAUAAAUUUGAUGAAGUGUUUGGCAUUAAACUAAAUAAUGUGAAAGAUGGAAUUCUUAGCCUCAAAGUGCCUCUCGACUAUGAAACGGAGAAGGUGCACAAGUUUAGUGUAAAUGUGUUAGAGCACAGUGUGUCUAAAUCACCGGAUAACCAAGGACCCAACUUGCAAACGAGAGCCCAAGUUUUCAUCAAUGUAAUUGAUGUUGACGAACCACCUGUUUUCAACCAAACUGAAUACGAGUUCAGCAAGGACGAGGGCCCGUUCAACAAUCCAAUCAUUGGAGCUGUUUCAGCAAAGGAUCCAGAUAAAAAUGGUUACAAAAUACGGUACUCUAUUGAAGACUCAAACUGUCCUGUAGCUGUGGAUCCUGUACAAGGACAUCUGUCCUUAAAGAAGCAACUGGACAGAGAGGACAAAUCCUCCUACGCUUUCUGGGUUAUAGCACAGGAGGAUGUCCCAAAUGGUCUAAAGUCCUCUGCGCAGGUUAAUCUGAAGGUUCGUGACAUUAAUGACAACGCACCAGAACUAACUAAUGGGAGCUCCGUGUAUGUUUGUGAGAGUGAUAAACCUGGAACAAUCAUUGGGACUGUUGGUGCCUCUGACAAAGAUGAAAAUUCAGGCAGGUUCCGUUUCACUCUGGCAAAAAAGAGCUUGAACUUUUCCCUUUAUGAUAAAGGAGAUAACACUGCGAGCAUUAUACUGAAGCAAGGCGGUUUGAGUACAAAGCACUCAGUGGAACAUGUGCUGGAAAUCGAAAUCACUGAUGGAGAACAGAAGAGCAUUAACCCCCUCCAGAUUAAAGUGUGCACGUGCCAGACAGGUAGACGGGUGGAGUACUGUAUGGCCUACGCCCAGACCGGAAUGAGCGUCAGCGCCCUCUUAGCCAUUCUUCUCUGCAUCGUCACCAUCCUGGUCAUCGUCAUCCUCAUUGUGUUGCGGAAGCGCUAUCAGAAGGAAGUUUUGGUUACCAAGUCUUCUGGCGAGAUCCACGAGCAGCUGGUGAGAUAUGACGAGGAAGGCGGUGGAGAAAUGGACACAAACGGUUAUGACGUCUCUGUCCUGUCCUCUGCUUGUCACGACAGCAGCUUUCGGCCUGGCACAGGGCCUUCGCUGUAUGCUGUGGUGAAGAAACCCUCUGCUUGUAAGGGUGACAUGGCCAUGAUGAUCGAUGUGAAGAAGGAUGAGGCCGACCAUGACCGGGAUGGGAUUCCCUACGAUACUUUACACAUCUAUGGCUAUGAGGGAUCUGAAUCCCUGGCCGGUUCCGUCAGCUCUUUGGACUCAUCAUCCAGUGGGUCCAAUCUGGACUACGACUUCUUGCAUGAGUGGGGACCUCGUUUCAGGACCCUGGCUCAGCUCUAUGGAGUAGACGGCUCGGACUCUGAUAGCUCCGAUUGAUCCUACUGAAGGCCUGGGUUAUCAGGUAGCCAUCGUCCUAGGAGGACACAUCAGCACGAUGGAGACUGCUGUCUUCUCUUCAUGGGACUUUUUUUAAGGGUCCCUUUAAGAAAGGGAUAAACAAGUGCCAAUACUUGUUUCUUUCUUGAAUUGUUAUGACAUUAUGAUGAGCACUCCUGUAUUUGUAAUUUUCAUAGAAUAAGUGUAUGUUAGUAGAAAAAUUUGCCUUGGGGUUUUCAGACUGGUUUUGUCCAGGUGGGUUUUGUAUAAAACAGCAUUGGACACUGGUUAGACGAACUCUCUGGUUUAUCCUUACAGCAAAUCUGAUUUAAUCUUUGUUCAUUUUGUGAAGGAUUUUUUUUGUGUGUGUGUGUAUAUUGUAUUACUCAGCACAGUCUAAUAAGAAAACAUAAUUAGUUUACGUUUUGGCAACUUGGUGGUAAAUUCUUAUGAAUUUAAUAUUUUUACAUUGUUUUUCACAUCUUGUUUUCCUAUAAAAAUCCUCAGUUUGGCAGUUUAUGAUUAUUAUUAUUAUUUAAUGUAUACAAGUGUUUUCUGGACUAAAAAAAACUGGAUAGUCAGUGUAUUUGCAGAGCCAGCAUUGUUCAGCAGACUCUUCUCAUCAGGAAAACUACUGUAUUGCCAUGGGAGCAACAAAGGAAGUGGUGCUAACUAUACUUUGAAAGAAUUAAAGGCUACUCCAAGUUUAUUUGACAGGAAUCAUCAGCACAUCUAUUGUUAUGAGUAAAGCCCAAAUCUCAAAGGUCCACUAUUAUAAGGCAAUUGCAGACGUCUCAGGAAACAUGCAGUGAGUUGUAUGCAUGUUGAAAUGUGAGAAGUGGUCUGAAUAACUGUAUUAUCUAGUGAAUAAUAAGUGUGGCUAUAUAUUUAACAGCGUCAUGUAAAUUAUUAAAUAUUUUGAUGAUAGUUAAAACCAAAAUAUGUAGCAGGCCAGCCAGUGUUUUGACAAUAUUGUUCGUCUUUCAUUCAAGACUAAAUAGACAAGAGGAUCUCCUUUCAUUGAAAAAUUUGUAAACCGUCUUUAUACCUUAAAUAUUUACCUCUGUGCACAAACUCUACCCUGUUUCCCGCAUUAACCAUGGGCACAAUAUGAGGAAGCCACCUUCUCCUUUUCCUGUAGGGAAUUACACGCCAAGCACUCUUCUCCUGUCUCGUUUAACAUGAGCAGCUCCGUCACUGAAAUGUCAACUUCCUGUCUGUGUGAGCACAAGGAAACACAAUUCCGGUUCCCUUAUCUUUUAAGUGAAGGAACAGAUUGAAACCGUUUUCCUGUUUUCUCGUCUUAAGAAGGAUAAAGAAAGAAAACUUAGGAGAGCAGGAAAAUGUUAAAGAACAAUAUAAAUCAAGCUGUCUUGGUCACAAAGGCAUUGUCCUUCAAGACAAACAGUGCUGCUCUUGAAUGUUCCUUUUUUUUCCAACCAUACAAUUUAAUUUGUCAUCAGUUUUUAUCUUUUUCUUAAAUGAUUUUAGAGAAAUUUCUUAUAAUUCUUAUAUGUUAUUCUGGUUGUAGAAUUAGAUGUUCAAUCACUAGAGUAUGUUAGUACUGGGUAUAAAGAGUAUUACAGUAAAUGAAAAACAGAUGGACUGCACAUCUUCUCAUGAUGGAAAUGAUCUGUCAUGUUUCUCAAGUAAAACAAUGUACAGAAAGUUAAAGAAAAACUGGAACCGUAACUAAAAUUGCCUUCAGUUGAUAGCCUAUGUGAUUGUUCAUUAUCGUUAUCAUAUUUCCUGUAGGUAUGUAUGCUUUGAAUUAGCGAUUAUUGACAUUAUGGCCAUUUUAAAGUGUAUAGUGUGUUGAAUGAACAUUUUUCUUAAUGCACAAAAGUUUCUGAGAUUUAUUGGGAAGGUCUGAUAGAUGUCAGUGUUGGGCAAUCAGACUAAACAUUUCAGUAUGUGGUUCACUUGUGUGUGUUACGGUCUGGUGUUAAAAGGGUCAAAAAAUAUGUGCCUUUUUCUAUUGUUUCCACUGUUAAAAAUAUUCUUUUUGUUUUCUGUUUUGAAACUGCCAAUUUUGUAUUUGAAUAAUAAACUUCCAUAAAAUAGUUUGUGUCCUUAAUGUAAAAUAAAUUUUAGAAAAACAUAAAGUUUUAUGAC